Ochotona princeps (American pika) is the source of this 343-nucleotide messenger RNA. Its product is annotated as transmembrane protein 258-like. Lineage: Eukaryota; Metazoa; Chordata; Mammalia; Lagomorpha; Ochotonidae. Gene Ontology annotation, cellular component: membrane-bounded organelle. Gene Ontology annotation, biological process: protein N-linked glycosylation. The transcript is spliced from 2 exons. The coding region runs from base 1 to 228 and encodes 75 amino acids. The record is from RefSeq and is a predicted model, not a curated record.
AUGAGCAGAUACCACACCAGCCCAGUGAACCCAGCCAUCUUCCUCCACCUGACCGUGGUGCUGUUGGCCAUCGGCAUGUUCUUCACUGCCUGGUUCUUCGUCUAUGAGGGCACCUCCACCAAGGACACCAGGGACAUCUACAAAGAGCCCCUCAUCUCCUUGGUGGCCGCACUCAUCAUGGGCUUCCGAGUCCUCUUCCUCCUGCUCUGGGUUGGCAUCUAUGUGUGAGCUCCAAGGGUACCAGCCACGCAGUCCCCACUUUUGCAGAUUCAUCUUUUUUGUUUUCUGUUUUUUACUGUUGCUGGAAGUGUUCCACCUGCCCUCACAAUAAAAGCAGAUGUGU